GCCGAAAAAAAAAAAAACAGUUCCCUUUACAGCUAUUAGCUUGAUGUUGUUUGGGUAGCACGGCUAUUUUGUUUUUACUACAAGUGGAGAUUCGUUAUUAAAAUGAAGAAAUCUCACUGUUAGGUUGUCUCCGGAGCAGAAAUGGCUACCGAACAGCGGCCUAACUGGGCGGAUAUUCUUAAAAGGAGGUUAGCAAACUCCAAAGGAGACGAGAAGAGCGAAGAGGAAAAGAAAUCAGAAGAAACGGAGCUUUUCUCCAAAUAUUACACCGAGUGGAAAGGAGGAAGCGACAGCGGCAACUCCUACAAGACCAUCCCACGGUUCUACUACAGGCUGCCAGCAGAAGAUGAAGUAUUGCUUCAGAAACUAAGAGAGGAAUCCAGAGCUGUCUUUCUCCAGAGGAAGAGCAGAGAGCUGCUUGAUAAUGAGGAACUGCAGAAUUUGUGGUUUCUGCUCGAUAAGCACCAGGUCCCUCCACUGACUGGAGAAGAGGCCAUGAUUAACUAUGAAGCCUACCUGCAGGUGGGGGAAAAGGCUGGGAGCAAGUGCAAAAAAUUCUUCACAGCCAGAGUUUACGCCAAGCUGCUGCACAGUGACCCUUACGGUCGGAUCUCCAUCAUGCAGUUCUUCAACUACGUCAUGAGGAAAGUGUGGCUGCAUCAGACCCGGAUAGGCCUGAGUCUGUACGAUGUGGCUGGACAGGGCUACCUCAGAGAGUCGGAUCUAGAAAACUACAUCCUGGAGCUGAUCCCCACUCUGCCUCAGCUGGACGGCUUGGAGAAGUCCUUCUACUCUUUCUACGUCUGCACCGCUGUCCGCAAGUUCUUCUUCUUCCUCGACCCACUCCGAACAGGAAAGAUCAAAAUCCAAGACAUCCUGGCCUGCAGUUUUCUGGAUGACUUGUUGGAGUUGAGAGAUGAGGAGUUGUCUAAGGAGAGUCAGGAGUCCAACUGGUUCUCAGCCCCGUCGGCUCUCCGAGUCUAUGGCCAGUACCUGAACCUGGAUAAGGACCACAACGGCAUGUUGAGCAAAGAGGAGCUUUCACGUUACGGCACGGCCACACUCACCUCUGUGUUUUUGGAUAGAGUCUUUCAGGAGUGUCUUACCUACGAGGGUGAAAUGGACUAUAAGACCUAUUUAGACUUUGUUUUGGCUCUGGAGAACAGGAAGGAGCCAGCAGCUUUACAGUACAUCUUUAAACUUUUGGACAUGGAGAAUCAAGGACACCUCAACGUCUUCUCCCUGAACUACUUCUUUAGGGCCAUUCAGGAACAGAUCAAGCUGCACGGACAGGAGCCGGUCUCCUUCCAGGAUGUAAAGGAUGAGAUCUUUGACAUGGUGAAGCCUAAAGACCCCUACAAGAUCACACUGCAGGACCUGGUAAACAGCUGUCAGGGCGACACAGUGGUCAGCAUCCUGAUUGACCUCAAUGGCUUCUGGACCUAUGAGAACAGAGAAGUGCUGGUGGCCAACGACAGUGAUAGCGGCAGCAGCGGGGUUGGCGGGAGCAGCAUGGCUGACUUUGACGAUACAUGAAGAUGUUUCGGGGUUGAAACAUAAAGAGAAUUUCAUGUUUUACUCCCAAAAACAGCAGCAGGACGAUGACCCUUCUUACUCGCACACAUAUGAAGGCUUCGAAGGCUGGAAGACUCUUAAGGAAAAAAGGAGGAAAGUGUAAAUGCUGAUCUUUGUGUAAAUGCUGAUCUUUGUUCCUACCUGUGAAAGCUAGGUGGGUUUACUACGAAGGUAAUUCGAUAUAGCUUUCUUCAUCUGGUCCUGUGAGGAAGCUGCUGUUUCUUUUUCCUCACAAAAUUUAAAAUGUUCAGUCAAAACAUAAAAUGCUCCUUUAAAGGACAGUUUUAAUUUCUACUUUAGUUCUAAAGAAAAUCAUAAUUUAAUGUUUUUGUAAAUAUUUGUAAAAUUAAACAUUAAAUGAUAAAUGGACCCCU
Oreochromis niloticus (Nile tilapia) is the source of this 1949-nucleotide messenger RNA. RefSeq names its product protein phosphatase 2, regulatory subunit B'', gamma (gene ppp2r3c). Gene Ontology annotation, biological process: T cell homeostasis; cortical cytoskeleton organization; microtubule cytoskeleton organization. NCBI's taxonomy places the organism in Eukaryota, Metazoa, Chordata, Actinopteri, Cichliformes, Cichlidae. The transcript is spliced from 13 exons. Gene Ontology annotation, cellular component: centrosome; spindle. The record is from RefSeq and is a predicted model, not a curated record. Bases 142 to 1536 code for a protein of 464 amino acids.